AUGCUGCCUCCUCGGACAGCCUUCAAUCGAAUACCGGGCCACCUGCGGCCGGUGCUCACCUCACGAGCACCGGCUCCCAAGCUGCGUCUGCAACCUUUCACCCACCGCAGCCGACUACUACUCUCCCGCGGUCCAGGACGUCCUCAAUUACCUUUUCUAUCGCCGCUCACCCCGACUCGGUCUCUUCCUCCGCUUUCGAUCCACUUGCGCCAGCACUUUGGUCGCCUGAUCUCGACGGAAAGUCGCGCUCACUUAAAAAAGCGGCUGUCCCGCGGCUUCAAGUUCGGUCUUUCCUUCUCGGCCAUUCUGAUCCUGAUCCAAAUCAUCAAGAUCGGAUUGUACCAAGAAGACAUUGAGCACGAAUGGCCCACACCGUCCGAAUGGACCUGGAAGAGCCGCUGGUGUUUGCGCUCGGCGCAAGCCAUGAUGCAUCCUGAGCAGAUCGGCAAACUUAUGACCAAUUGGCCUAUGGUUGCCGGGUAUCUGCGCGAGUUGCUGGAGCGAUUGGAAAACACCGAGGGCGAGGGCCAGGGGAUUGUCGAGCAGGAUGAAGGGGGUCUUCUCGUCGAGGGGGUGGGGAAGAUGGGUCUGGAUGUCUCUGCUAAGAGCGAGCACUGGCGUCGGGGUUACUUCCAGGCUCUAAUGGGUGCGGCCAAGGCGGCGGAGAACCUGGAUGGGUGGUUGACGGAUCGCAAGCAGAAGAUCUCUGCACCCGCAGAGUAUGUCGUUGGUCCAUCGAAUCCUCGACCAAAGCCCAUGCCUGCAGGUCAGAAGCUGGUCCCUCGCGAAGAGGAUUGCGAAGCGGCGUCGCCGCCACCAGAGACUUUCUAUAUGAAGGUCUUGACGACCAAGGGCUUUGAUACGCGGCAGAAGUUGGAUGCCGCGCUAGCCUAUGCGGACUGGCUUGACUUUAAGGGUCUGGCUCGUACGUCAAGUGACAUGUACACAUGGGCACUAGAUAUCGCCGCCGGCGGACUGUCCGGCGAUGCCAGUAAAGUUGUUGAUCUGGAGACGGGCAUACUCAAGAACAAUGGCUCAGAUCUUCCUUCAGAGAACAUCCUGCGCGUUUCCACCGCAAUGGCCGUCCACCGAGCUCGCCAGGGUGAUCUUUCCGCCGCACUUUCGCUCUUCACAUCUGUUCUCAAGGCGCGACGUACACUCCCCGCCGGUUCAGAGGCCGGCUCCUCCUUUAGAAUGCCCAAACGGCCCUCGAAUGAUCCCCUCGCCGGGAUUGUCACCACGCUGAAGAAGAUCUUCAAUCAAGCGGAAUACCCUCCUGCCUUGCCAUCCGGUGACGCCCCUCCAUUUCGAACCCCAGCGACUGUCUGCGACGAAGCUGGCCUGAUGACCUACAUCGGCGAGAUUCUGUACGCAUCAUCGUCUAAAGAUCAGGGACUUGCAUGGACCCGCGACGCAGUUGAAACAGCCGAAUCUACCAUGCUGCAACUCAACGGUCCCGAGGACAAGCCUGCUCGCACACGCUGCGCGCAAUGUCUCAGGGUUGGAUUGGAAAAUUGGAAAACCAUGGUCUCGACACGAGUCGCCCAGGCAAAGAAGGAGCAAGCAGAGGCCGAAGCAUCAUCGUCGUCAUCAUCAUCUUCUUGGCUCAGUGGACGCAAGUCAGCCCAGAAUACCAAGAAGACGGAAGAGGAAGUCAGAAGGUGGGAAGCCGAAGAAGCCCUUCUGGAAGAUCGGAUUCGUCGACUCUUCCCGGUGCUAGUAGGCGAGUCUGGUCUGGAUACAUUGUCGCCAAAUAGUUCAUUAUUUGUCUGA
This is a messenger RNA of Penicillium oxalicum, 1773 nucleotides long. RefSeq lists its product as uncharacterized. The transcript has a single exon. Lineage: Eukaryota; Fungi; Ascomycota; Eurotiomycetes; Eurotiales; Aspergillaceae. The coding region runs from base 1 to 1773 and encodes 590 amino acids. The record is from RefSeq and is a predicted model, not a curated record.